CAGUCUAACCCUCUUCCCCAAUCUCGCCCUUCGCAAACCCUUCUCGCCGCCCUUCCCAGCGCCUAAAGCCUCGGCAUCUUCUCCUCCUCCUGCAGCGGCGGCUGUGUUCUCCGAUGGCCACUAAAUCCCACAAGAAGAAGAAGACUUCUACCCCAAAUCCGCCUCUCGAUCCCAAGUGCCCCUCCUCCGACAAGAAAUCCAAGCCCCCGAAGCCCACCGAGGAGCAGCCGGAGCAGGCGGCGGCGUCGGACAAGAAGCCCAAGAAGCAGAAGGCGAGAGACGAGAUCGACGAGAUCUUCAGCGCCGCCAAGCUUGGCAAGAAGCGGAAGCAGCCGCAGGAAGAGGGCAAGGCGGCCAAGAAGCCCAAGGAUAAGACUGAGGGGGUCAAGAAGAAGAAUAAGAGCAAGACGCCGGGAAGUAAAGGUAAGGGUCGGGUGCCGAGUGACGACGACGACGAGGAGGUCGAGGAGAAGCGGCCGCGGCGCCGUACGGCGGACGGGCUCGCCAUAUACUCCGCCGAUGAGCUCGGGUUCGGCAAGGCCGACGCCGGCGGCACCCCGCUCUGUCCAUUCGACUGCGACUGCUGCUUCUGAGCUCCCCUCUGGCCUCCGCCACAUGAUGUAGUGAGGUGAUGUUCCUAGGUGAAAACAGUGUGUUUGUGUUUUGCAUUGCCUGACGAAUUCUAUGGCGAGCACAUUUAGAUUUGUGCUCUGAUGAAAUGAAAUUUUGGUACAUGUGUUAUAUUCAUUGCUCCUGAAUGAUGCUGAAAUUAUAGGUCCCUGCUUAGGUGCUGGUGACUCAAGAAUCAGCCUUAAAAUUUGUAUCCUAGUGUUUGGUUGAUUACUUCCUCAUGAGCAUGUUGAGUUAUAGCUAGAUAUCUAAUGUUCUAGCUC
This is a messenger RNA of Panicum hallii, 893 nucleotides long. RefSeq lists its product as uncharacterized. The transcript has a single exon. Bases 114 to 593 code for a protein of 159 amino acids. The record is from RefSeq and is a predicted model, not a curated record. NCBI's taxonomy places the organism in Eukaryota, Viridiplantae, Streptophyta, Magnoliopsida, Poales, Poaceae.